Molecule: messenger RNA, 1686 nt
Organism: Nymphaea colorata (pocket water lily)
Lineage: Eukaryota; Viridiplantae; Streptophyta; Magnoliopsida; Nymphaeales; Nymphaeaceae
Product: electron transfer flavoprotein subunit alpha, mitochondrial
Exons: 8
Coding region: 206-1273 (355 amino acids)
Cellular component (GO): mitochondrion
Molecular function (GO): flavin adenine dinucleotide binding; electron transfer activity
Source: RefSeq, a predicted model, not a curated record
UCAGGGCUCUCCAGUAACGUUGGCGGCCAUUAACCGGGUAGAACGCUCGGUUGCCUCUGAGGAUACGACUCGACGGGUCAUAUGAUCGGCUCUCCUAGAUAACAAAGUUACAAAACACUCGAAAGGGAAAAAGAAAGAAAACGGACAAUCCUACCAGUCGGUCGAAGAAGACAGCAGAAGAAGAGGAGGAACCAAAGGAGAGAAGAUGGCAGCGUCAUUGGCAAGUAGGAUUUUCAGGAAACCUCGCGCUUCUUCCGUCUUGCCUCCGUCUUUCUGCCUUCUCCAUCGAUAUGCAAGCACUCUAGUCAUAGCCGAGCAUGAUGGUGGAACGGUGAAACCAUCAUCGUUGAGUGCGGUGGCUGCUGCUGAGGCUAUUGCCGAGGGAAAUUCGAUCUCCUUGUUAUUAGCUGGCUCUGGUCCAUCCGUCGAAGCAGCUGCUAAUCAUGCUGCCACAUGCCAUCCUUCAGUCUCUCAGGUGCUUGUUGCUGAAACGGAGAAGCUAAUGCAUCCUCUUGCUGAACCUUGGGCAGAACUGAUCCAUUCAGUUCAAAAAAAGCAUGUCUAUUCCCAUAUAGUCAUGGCUUCAAGUUCAUUUGGAAAGAACAUAUUGCCACGGGCUGCGGCACUUUUAGAUGUUUCUCCUGUUACAGAUAUCAUAGAAAUACGCGCAUCUCGGUUAUUUGUAAGGCCAAUUUAUGCUGGCAAUGCUCUUUCCACUGUUUGUUAUACUGGCUCAGACCCGUGUAUGCUGACUGUCAGACCCACAUCAUUUCCACUGUCUAGCUGCGACCCAAGACCAGAUGCUGCCCCUGUCUCCCAUGUUGAUGUUUCAGUCUUUGCUGAUUAUCAUUCAAAAUCAAAAUGGUUGGGCCACACAUCUCAAGAGACAGAACGCCCAGAUUUAGGUAAUGCACAUAUUGUGGUCACUGGAGGCAGGGGUCUGAAAAAUGCAGAGAAUUUUAAACUAAUUGAAAAGCUGGCAGACAAACUAGGUGCAGCUGUUGGGGCAACUAGAGCUGCCGUUGAUGCUGGAUUUGUUCCAAAUGAGUUACAGGUUGGCCAAACUGGAAAGAUUGUUGCUCCAGAACUGUAUCUUGCAUUUGGAGUUUCAGGUGCAAUCCAACAUUUGGCAGGAAUGAAGGAUUCCAAGGUUAUAGUUGCUGUAAAUAAAGAUGCAGACGCACCUAUAUUUCAGGUAGCUGAUUACGGGCUUGUAGCAGACCUAUUUCAGGUGAUACCUGAGUUGAUUGAGAAGCUCCCAGAAAGAAAGUAGCCUCUAUGUUUGUGUUUACGCAACUUCCUAAUUAUAGGAACAUUGGGUGCUCCAAAUUUUCAAUUGGAAAAUAACCAGAAGUCCAAUAAGUGCAUUCGAGCAGCUGGCAGAUGAAAUAUUUUAGCGAUGAGCAUCUAAAAGGGAGUACAGUGGGGGUCAUUUAUUUCUAACAGGGUUUCCUCCACCUUAGCCCAGAAGCAGGUGGGUGAGUUUGUUGAUGAAAAACCAGCAAAUUAACAGUGAGGUGGUGAUCUCCACCAUUUUGUUGAGGUUUCUGAUAAUGGUGACUCUCGUUGGAGUAAUUUGGGUUGUAGCUCCUGUACUGCCACCAUGAAGGUGGUUCUCAUUGAAUAUUGAAAGUCACAUUUUAAAUUUUGUGGUUGGCCAAUAAAGAAGAAGAAAUAGCAAGGUCC